Schizophyllum commune H4-8 is the source of this 3120-nucleotide messenger RNA. RefSeq names its product glycosyltransferase family 2 protein. The transcript is spliced from 11 exons. Lineage: Eukaryota; Fungi; Basidiomycota; Agaricomycetes; Agaricales; Schizophyllaceae. Gene Ontology annotation, cellular component: cell septum; cell periphery. Bases 118 to 2769 code for a protein of 883 amino acids. The record is from RefSeq and is a predicted model, not a curated record. Gene Ontology annotation, molecular function: chitin synthase activity.
UAAAUUCCACUCUCCCACAACCACCGCAGUCCAACCCACUCCUUCUCCCGCCUCUGGUUGUCGUCCAAGUCGUCACGCCGCCGUCGCCGCUAGCAGCGCCCAUCGCCCUUCACCAUCAUGACCGACCGCUACGGCGACCCCUUCGCAGACCGCCCGCGGCAGACGCACUUUGCUGAGCCUGCGCCCACCUACCCCAGCGAGAGCACCAGCACCCUUCAUCCUUACGAGAGUACCCCGUCGCUGGCGACCAAUGACUUUGGCCAGCACGACGAUGACUACGUGGAGAAGCAGCCCUUGACGAGUGGGCAAGAGUUUGCGGGCGGGUUUUACCCUCCAGCUGCCGCCGAUCCCAACGCCUAUGGCGACCCGUACGCGCACGGCCGCCCGGGGUCCAUCAUGUCCACGUCGAGCGUGGGCGUUGAUUCCGCCUGGCGCAGACGGCAGACCAUCAAGCGAGGUGUUACCCGCAAGGUCAAGCUCACCAGUGGCAACUUCAUCACCGAGUACGCUGUGCCCACGCCGGUGCACAGCGCCAUCGAGGCGAAGUACGCCGCCACCAACACCACCGAGUUCUCCCACAUGCGCUACACCGCCGCGACGUGCGAUCCAGACGACUUCUCGGAAGCGAAUGGCUACUCGCUGCGCCAGAAGAUCUACAAUCGCGAGACCGACCUCCUCAUCGCGGUCACGUCGUACAAUGAAGACAAGACGCUGUAUGCGCGUACCCUGCACGGUGUGAUGCUCAACAUCCGCGACAUCUGCAAGACGAAGCAGUCCAAGUACUGGCGUCGCCAAGCCGAAGAGGGAAACCCCGGCUGGAAGCGCAUCACCGUAGCCCUCAUCGUCGAUGGCCUCGAGGCAAUGGAUAAGAGCGUGCUAGACAUUUUGGCGACUAUCGGUGUCUACCAGGACGGUGUCAUGAAGAAGCAGGUUGAUGGCAAGGAGACUGUCGGACACAUCUUCGAGUACACAACACAACUGUCCGUCGAUGCAACGCCGCAGCUCGUCUUGCCCCAACCGAACGACGCGAACAACCUUGUUCCCGUUCAGAUCAUCUUCGUCCUGAAGGCGAAGAACCAGAAGAAGAUCAACUCCCACCGUUGGCUUUUCAAUGCUAUCGGCAAAAUGCUUCAACCCGAGAUCUGCGUUCUCAUCGACGCUGGUACGAAGCCCGGUCACAAGUCGAUCUACUACCUCUGGGAGGCGUUCUACAACGACCCCAACCUUGGUGGAUGCUGUGGCGAGAUUCACGCUAUGAUUAAGGGCGGCAAGAAAUUGCUCAACCCCCUCGUCGCGGCCCAGAACUUCGAGUACAAGAUGUCGAACAUCCUGGACAAGCCUCUAGAGUCCAGCUUCGGCUACGUGUCUGUGCUGCCUGGUGCCUUCUCGGCGUACCGCUACCGCGCGAUCCUCGGGCGCCCGCUCGAGCAGUACUUCCACGGUGACCACUCGCUUGCGGACCGGCUCGGGCAGAAGGGUAUCUACGGCAUGAACAUCUUCACGAAGAACAUGUUCUUGGCCGAGGAUCGUAUCCUCUGUUUCGAGCUCGUCGCGAAGAAGGGCGACAAGUGGACUUUGACCUAUGUCAAGCCUUCGAAGGCUGAGACGGAUGUGCCGGAGCAGGCUGCUGAGCUUAUUGGUCAGCGUCGUCGUUGGCUGAACGGUUCGUUCGCCGCGUCGAUCUACGCUCUGGUCCACUUCUUCUCGUUCUACCGGUCUGGCCACAACCCCAUCCGCAUGUUCUUCCUCCAUGUCCAGGCAUUGUACAGCACGUUCUCCCUCGUCUUCUCAUGGUUCGCGCUUGCCAACUUGUGGCUCACGUUCAGCAUCAUCAUCGACUUGCUCCCGGAUCAGACGCCUGCUAUCAACAUCUUCGGUACCGCGGAAAUCACUCACUGGGUUAACUUGGCAUUCAAAUGGACGUAUCUCGCUUUCCUGGGCUUGCAGUUCAUUCUGGCCCUGGGUAAUCGACCGAAGGGAGAACGAAUGGCGUAUACCAUCACAUUAUGGGUGUACGCCAUUCUAGCGGUCUAUCUUCUGGUUUGCUCGUUCUGGCUCACGAUCAAGGCGUUUGCGAAUAUACCGGAAACGCUGAAAGGCAAAUCGGGCUCUGACGCAGUCAAGGUCUUCAUAUCAGGCGAUGUGGGCACACUAAUAGCGGCCAUGUUCGCAACGUUCGGCAUCUACUUCAUUGCGUCCUUCCUCUACCGCGACCCAUGGCACAUGUUCUCCAGUUUCCCGCAGUACCUCUGCUUGGCGCCGUCCUUCACGAACAUCCUCAACGUAUACGCCUUCUGCAACCUUCACGACGUAUCAUGGGGUACGAAGGGUUCUGACAAGGCGGAGGCACUCCCGUCUGUCAACUCCAAGAAGACGAAGGAUGCGGAGGCGCCUGUCGUCGAGGAUACCGCCCGCGUGCAGGAGGAGAUCGACGCGAACUUCAAGGAGACGGUUACGCGUGCCAUCACCAAGGUCGAGGUGAAGGAGGAGAUCGAGAAGCCGACGAUGGACGACCAGAACAAGACUUUCCGUACGCGUCUCGUCAGCUUUUGGAUGCUGUCCAACGCCGCGCUGGCCAUCGCGAUUGCGAACAUCAACGGUCUGCCGAGCGACGACUUGGAGCAGGACCAGAAGGACCUGCACGAAAAGCAAAACACGUACUUCAAGUUCAUCCUAUGGUCGACCUUCGGGUUGGCCUUGGUACGUUUCGCUGGCUGCUUGUACUACUUCUUCCGCCGCAACCUUUUCCGGUGCUGCCGGAGGAACUGAGCGACUGCUACGCCCCCAUGUGUUUACGCCCCCUUCCCACCAUUUAUGUGCAUAUACGGUGACAUGCUGCGUCGCCACACUUGGCUUGGACUCGUCUCGGCGGACACGCGUAUGAUAUCCCUUUUUGUUGGAAAGCUGCUAUCUCCCCGAAUCACCCUCUCGCUGCUUUCCCCACCAAACACCCUCACGCUGGCACUCAUUACGCUACGAUCCUUAUUUAUUUCCCUACGACGUUCUAUAGUUUUGGUCGGUGAAGCUUGACGCGUUCAUUGAUGUAUCUACCAGCGAUUGUGGAAAUGCUGCCUGGAGCAAUUGGACUAAAGGCGGAAUUCAAUAAGGAUCGUAACCCUC